AUGCCAUAUCCAGCUCCUAAAUUAACUCUCGCAGACAGAAAGGCGCUUUUCCACGGAAUUUGGGCGCCAAAGCCAACCUUCACCGAGAAGGAUUACCCACCAUUUGAUGGAAAGGUAGUGAUCAUUACCGGUGGAAGUUCUGGUGCAGGCUACGAGACAGCCAAGUCGUUGGCCGGUUCCACCAACGCCAAAAUUUACAUUUUCUCCAGAAAUGAAGCUAAGACGCUCGCUGCCAUCAAAAAGCUCAAGGAGGAGGUAGCAAAGGAAUACAAGAAGAAGAGUACCGAUGUCAGCUUUGUGCAGAUUGACUUCAAUGACUUGUCUACCAUCAAGCCAGCCGUGGAGAAGUUCCUUUCUCUUGAAAAUAGAUUGGAUAUUAUUAUCCACAAUGCCGGUUAUAUGCUGAAGGAGUUGGGUCAGACUACCGCCCAGGGUCAUGAACUGCAUUGGGGAAUCAAUGCCCUCGGUCCUCACCUUCUCCAGAAAUUGUUAGAUCCCAUCUUGAUCAAAACCUCGAAAACCAACAAGAAGGGUGAAUCGAGAAUCGUUUGGGUCGCGUCUUCCUCUCAAUUCUGGGCUCCAAAGGGUGGUAUCAACUGGGAUGACGUUGAUAACAAAGACAGUACUGAUCCAAUUUUACUUUACGCUCAAAGUAAAUCCUUCAAUAUCAUUCAAUCGAUAACCUGGCCAAAGAAACAUCCUGAGGCCACCAAUGUUAUCAGCUCCUCUCUUUGCCCAGGGCUGCUUAAGUCUGACUUGCACAGAGACUCAGGCCUCUUUGUCAAGAUCUUGUCGAAGUUGCUCUUCUAUAAUCAAAGAUAUGGUGCAUACACCGAGUUGUACGCAGCUUUCUCACCAGAUAUUACUAACGGCACUCACUCUAUUGCGUUUGGUGUUCCAGGCACGAUCAGAGAAGACAUCAAGUCUGAUACUGCUAAUCAUGAUAAGGCUUGGAAAUUUUUAGAGGAGAACGUCAAGGAAUUCACCUAG
Molecule: messenger RNA, 990 nt
Organism: Suhomyces tanzawaensis NRRL Y-17324
Lineage: Eukaryota; Fungi; Ascomycota; Pichiomycetes; Serinales; Debaryomycetaceae
Product: short-chain alcohol dehydrogenase
Exons: 1
Coding region: 1-990 (329 amino acids)
Source: RefSeq, a predicted model, not a curated record